AUGGAUUAAAAUAAUGAUGAUAAAAUAACAGUUGAUGAUAUAAAGAAUUUCGCUUCUAAAAAUAAUUUUUAAUUUAAUGAAAAUAUUUAUUAUGAUAUGUUUGAUGAUGCAGCAAAAUCUAGAAAAAUUAAUUUUAAAAAAUAAUUAUUAGAGCCUUUAAAUUUAAAUGAAAUAUGGAUGGCAGUUUAAUUACAUUAUAAAUUAAACAAAGAUCAUUAAUGGAUUGAAAAUCCUAAACCAUUUAGGAAAUAUUGGAUAACUUUAUUAUAAAAAGCUGGGGAAAAUCUUCCUAAAAAACAUGAUUUAGAGAAAAUAAAAUUUUAGCCUAUAUAUGAUUUAUAUUAAAAAUAAAAACUUAUACAAACAUUUCAUCCUCAAAUAUCUAUUUAAAAUUAAUCUGUAAAUAAAAUAUUAAUAAUAAAAUAUAUAAUAUUAUUUUAGUUUUUAGUAAACGAAUCUUUUAAAAAGUCUUAUAUUAGUAAGCCUAAGCCUGAAGCAGGCUUAGAAAUUAAAGAUACAAAUAACAUUUCAUAAAUUAAUUUUAGUUAAACAGCAGAUUUUACUAUUUAAAAAAAGCCAGUUGAAGAUUUUGAAAAAAUAGUGAAUUUAAAAUUUAAAUAAUAAGAGAAUAAUUAAUUUUCAUAAACAGUAGAUUUUGAUACUAAAAAUUAUUAUUAAGAAGCUUUAAGGCUAUCAUUAAAUCCUAUAUUAUAUAAAAAGUCUUCCAAAAAUCCUAUUUUGUUAUAUGUACCUGAAAACUUUAAUUUUUAGAGCAUAUAAAAUAAAGAAGAGGAAUAUAAUCAUAGGACUUCUGAAAUUUUUAAAAAAUCUAAUUUUUAGUAUAACAAUAAAAGUAUUUAAAAAGAUAGAAAAACUAUGUGUUUGAAUUAAUUUGAUAAAUUAAAAACAAUGAAAAAUAAUCCUUAUCCGUUUAACGUUUUUGAUAAAGAUUUUUAUUCUAGAAAAUACCAAAUAAAUAAAAUUGGAAAUAAAGAAGAAAAAAUACUUGAAAGUAAUCAUUUUAUUACCACAUUUAAACUAGAAAAUUGCACAUCUUUAAAAUCAAAGCUUGCUUAAUCGUCUAAUUUAUAAUCAAAUCCUUAUAAACCUAUAUCAAAUAAUAUUAUAAGAGAGGAAAUUAAUGAUGAUAAAUCUAAACCUAAUUUUAAAAUUUAAUUUAAAUGUGAUCCUUUACCUAAUAAAUAUGGGAUGUCUGAACAUGAUAGUAGACCUAAAUUAGCUAUAGAAAAAGAAUAAAAAAUAUAAAAAUAAAAAAUGGAAGAAGAACAAAAAAAUAUAAAUGAUUAUUACGGAAAAAAAUAAAAUAAUGAAUGGAUUAAAUAUUUUAAAUUAUGUGAUAAAUAACAUAAUAUUGGUGAUGGAAAAUAAACUGAAUUUAUAAAUAAAGGGGGUAUUUAUUAUGAACCUCUUUAAAUUUAAUAGAGUUUACUUAGAUAAGAAGAUGAUUUUAAAAUUCCUUUCAGAUUAGCACAUAGAACAUUAAGAGCGAAAGAUAAAAAUAUGUUUUUGGGAUAAAUUUAAGAUUCUAAAUUUUGA
Molecule: messenger RNA, 1557 nt
Organism: Ichthyophthirius multifiliis
Lineage: Eukaryota; Ciliophora; Oligohymenophorea; Hymenostomatida
Exons: 4
Source: RefSeq, a predicted model, not a curated record